UACAAGAUACAAGAUGGCUGCCCUGUGACUGGUUGGGUGUAUAAUCGUUAAAACCGUAUUUGUCUUCAGGGUUUCAUAUAAAUUCAGUAUCAAAAUUUGUCAAAAUUGUUUGUUAGUUCAACGUGAAACAGUGUUAUUUCGGUAAUCGUGUAGUUUGUGUAUGUUUCGUGAAAGUUUAAUUAUUAUCGUAAUCGAAUCAUCGGAUGUCAAAAACUCAAUUAGGUAACAAUAUAUAUGUUUCUCAAGAACCAAAAUGAUGUCGGACAGAAAAGCCGAAUUGGAAAGGAAGAAGGCAAAGCUCCAAGCCAUAAGGGAAGAGAAAGAAAGACGGCGAAGGGAAAAAGAGCAGAAAGAUGUUGAAGAGGCAGCAGGCAGCCUCAGAGCAGCUGGGACGGAAAAAGAUCAACGCCGUGAGCUGGAUGCGAUGCUAUCGUCCCUCGGAGUAGCUCCUGUCUCAGAUGUAUUGUCUAGUCUUUCGAGUAUGAAUUCUUUGACGUCAGAACAAAGUGCCAAUGCCACUCCGGAUGCCAGUAUACAGCCGACGAGUUUAAAUUCAAGUCAAAGUGCAUCAAGCAAGAAAAAGUCGAAUCGAGAGUUGACCGUAGUUUCGGUCGCUCACACAAACAUUCCACCGAAGGAGCCUGUGGUUUAUAGCAAACAGACUCAAACUGCUCAAACCGCUCAUGCAACCCACGACGGACUAUCCGUCUCCUCUUCCACAAAUACGAUCUUCUCCUACUGUACGACAACGUCACCAUCUCACUCUUGCUCCGCAGGCUACUUUGAGACCGACUGGUGGCGUCCCAGGAAAGGUGGGUCUGCACCAAACUACCUAUCUCAUGCAUUCGACUAUUACGACGAGUACAAUCUAAAUCCUGGUUUAGAAUGGGAGGACGAAUUCACAGUUUUGACAUAUGAUGAUGGCCAAGCCGAGGAUGAAGAAAACAGUUUGCCACACAUCGAUGGCUUCCAGAGCAAACUUCCACCAGGAAUUCUUCCUCAUGGUCUUCCUCAGGUCAAAGAAGUUCAGCCUGCUCUUACGCAAGUUGAGCAGGAGAAAGAGAAGGAAAAACCACCGAAGGAGGUUCGAGAACUUAGCGAAGAGGAAAAACAGAUGAUCAUUUUAUCCGAGGAUUUCCAACGUUUUCUCGAUCGAACAAGCAGAGUCGUAGAAAGGGCUCUAGCAGAAUCGGUUGAUAUUUACACUGAUUAUACCGGCACUUUGGAUGGGGAGGAAGGGAUGGACGAGAAAAGUCAUCAGCGUUUGUGGCUCAAUCGUUCGUUUUUCUGCGAACGCUGGUCGAGAAAUCGGUGCGUCACAUCGAUGGAUUGGUCUCCCCAACAUCCUGAACUCCUGGUUGCUUCGUACACCAAUAACGACGACACUCCAAAUGAUCCCGACGGUGUUUGUCUAGUCUGGAACACAAAAUUCAAAAAGACAACGCCGGAAUACAUUUUUCAUUGUCAGUCGGCUGUGUUGUCUACAACCUUUGCACGAUUUCAUCCAAAUUUGAUACUCGGCGGCACGUACUCCGGUCAAAUAGUUUUGUGGGACAACAGAGUACAGAAGAGAACGCCGAUUCAACGCACACCUCUGUCAGCCAGUGCACAUACGCAUCCGGUCUACUGUCUCAGCGUGGUUGGGACUCAAAAUGCUCACAACCUGAUCAGCAUAUCAACCGACGGUAAGAUGUGUUCUUGGAGUCUGGACAUGUUGUCACAACCGCAAGAAACUCUCGACAUCCAGACGAAACAGUCAAAGGCCAUAUCAGUCACGUGUCUCGCUUUUCCUCAUGCCGAUGUCAACAAUUUCGUCGUUGGUAGCGAGGAUGGAACAGUUUUCUCCGCUUGUCGUCACGGGACGAGGGCAGGAGUUACCGAAAUUUACGAGGGCCACCAAGGCCCCGUGACCGGGAUCAGUGCUCACGCUGUACAAGGAGGAAUCGAUUUUUCGCAUCUUUUCCUCACAUCCUCGAUCGACUGGACGAUCAAACUGUGGAGUUUGAAGGAAAGCAAACCUCUCUAUUCGUUCGAGCAUAACGGUGAUUACGUUUACGACGUGGCUUGGUCGCCCACACAUCCUGCCCUAUUCGCCGCUGUCGAUGACUCCGGACGAUUGGAUUUGUGGAACUUGAAUCAAGACACGGAGGUACCUACGGCCAGCGUCGUGGUCGAUGGUUGUCCGGCAUUGAACCGAGUCUCGUGGACUCCCAGCGGUUUUCACGUCACCGUUGGCGACGACUUGGGUAAAAUUUGGGUGUACGACGUCGCCGAGAAUUUGGCCCACGCUCGAGGCGAUGAAUGGAACAAAUUCUUGUACACCCAGCAAGACUUGAAAAACAACAAGGCCGACGAGGAACUUGACAAGUUGAAUCUUAGUUCCGGACCUUCGAGUCUGACCUCAAUGUCCUCAAUCUCUUCCGUGCCUAUUAGAUAAAUGAAAGUACGAGCCUCCUCGUUACGCGUCACAAAAGAAAUAUCGAGCAUAAAACAGCUUCGACGACGAUUACGUAGCAACGUUCUAACUUAUUCUAGGAUCAAUAUCAAUGUCCUAAAAAUGUAUUCUUUUCGUCUCAACUAUUCUGUCAGCACUAAAUAUUCAAGAUCCCGAUAUUCAGCAAGCUUUCAGCAUUCGAAUGUAAGAUUAAUUGUUCGAAUGAUUCGUAAUUUGAUGAAUUACCCUCGAAGAAUCACGUUCAUUCAUUUUGUUUCGACUCACAGCCUAAAAUUCUAAUUGACCGAAUAUUUUUCUUUUCGUUUCUAUAAUAACGGUGCUCGUCAGUUAUCGUUUUAUGCUUUUUUUUUUUAAUGUAAAUAAUCUUUAAUUAUAUGUUGCUUGUUCAUUCUUUCUUUUAUACUUGAAUAUCUGCAACAGCAAUAUCAAAAAGUUCGAAUUUUUUAACUGCGAUAUCAAUGAAUAAUGUUUUGUCGAGCUACGUUAGUCCCGAGUCUCAGUCUUAAAUUGUUAAAUCUACUGAAUUUCGUUACCGUUAAGUUAUUUGUAUCGUUUGAUUGCCUAAAUCAGAGUCAACUUUUGUAUUGAGCUUCGUGUAAUUGUUCUAGCAUGUCAUUAAAAUCUAUUGUUGCGGUAAAA
Molecule: messenger RNA, 3094 nt
Organism: Venturia canescens
Lineage: Eukaryota; Metazoa; Arthropoda; Insecta; Hymenoptera; Ichneumonidae
Gene: sw
Product: short wing
Exons: 14
Coding region: 254-2437 (727 amino acids)
Biological process (GO): transport along microtubule
Cellular component (GO): cytoplasmic dynein complex
Molecular function (GO): dynein light chain binding; dynein heavy chain binding
Source: RefSeq, a predicted model, not a curated record